Molecule: messenger RNA, 261 nt
Organism: Malassezia globosa CBS 7966
Lineage: Eukaryota; Fungi; Basidiomycota; Malasseziomycetes; Malasseziales; Malasseziaceae
Exons: 2
Coding region: 1-261 (86 amino acids)
Source: RefSeq, a predicted model, not a curated record
AUGCCCAAGGAACUUCCGCCUGUGGACUUGGAACAUCCCAGUGAUCUUGACUUCAUCGUGCACGCGGUUCAUGCAUAUGCGCUUGAUAUUGGCUCCGAACGAUUGCGUACACGCGGCCGAAAUGCUGCUUCAUUGCAAGAUACAAUGAAUCAUGCCCUUUCUCGCUGGAUCUAUGCUGCUCGCACACGUCUCAUACCUAAUGUGCACAUCAAUGGCCUUGCACUCUCUGACUAUGCAAAACAAGAAGCAGGUGAGUUUUAA